GUGUUUCCUGCUUGGCAGGGGGUUGGACUGGAUGGCCCUUGUGGUCUCUUCCAACUCUAUGAUUCUAUGAAGGAAUUAUUAGACAGUUUUCAUUGUGUAGCAUCUUUCUUUGGAUUGUGCAGUUAAAAUUAGCUAAGUGCCUUAUAAAAACCUCACAAUUCUAGCUAAUAUAUUCAGGAAGUGUGAAUUAAAUGACUUAAAACCUAACUUCUCUUUUUCUCUUGUAGACUAAAAUCUUUGUACCCGUCAUGAUCGCCACAAUGGCCUUUGCAAUAAAUUAAAGCACCCACAGGAGGCAGUGAUGGCCACCAACCUGUAGGACUAUAUGAUCAGACAAAUCAUGGAGGAGCUUACUACGAUGUGUCUCCACAGCCGGAAGCAGGAAUGCAUCUGAACACCAGUUGCUGGAAACCACAGGAGAAAAUUAAUGCAAAAAUUCAUGAAGGGUUAUGCCAGCGUUGUAAGGAAGUCCUGGAAUGGCGUGUAAAAUUCAACAAAUACAAGCCACUAACACAACCUAAAAAAUGUGUCAAAUGUCUGAAGAAGACUGUAAAGGAUUCUUACCACAUCAUCUGCAAACUGUGUGCUCAUGAAUUAGAACUAUGUGCUAAAUGUGGAAAGAAAGAAGAAAUUGUGAUUCCGGUUCAGACAAGUCCAGAGAACACUGAGCAUGAACCUUCCAAAAAUGAUCAAACAAGAAACAGAAAUGUUGAAUUUGAGGAAAGCCAUGAACUGGACUUAAGUGGCAGUGAAGAUGAAGAUCUGGAUUUACUUGUGAAGAAAGUUAUAAACUUAAAGCCUGAAAUGACAGGAGUCUAAUUAUCUCUCCAAAGAGAAGAUUUGGGUACAAAUUAUAUUUCCAGUCAGGAGACUGCAUAUUAUUGGACACUUGCAGUUUAAGGUUCAUGGUAUCUGGAAUAAUUUGCACAAACCUUAUGCCUGCAUUUUCUUAAAAUGUGUUAGAGAAUACUACCAUUUAAUAAACUUUUUUUAAAAAAACAUGGGUUAGAGUAAUUCUGUGCAUUCAAAUUGAGUGUCUUCAUUGCUUGUUGAUUCCCCCGGGCGCCUGCCCCGUCGCCUUUCCCAAAACAUCCUGUAGGUGACAGUGGAAGAAGCUCAGACAGGUAAGCUAGGCACCAAAAGACACGUUAAACCUUGGUUACAGUCAGCACAAUGGAACGUCUGUUAGUUAUUCUAUGAUCUCAACCACAUUGCUUGACUAUAGUCUGCUUUUACAACAAAUCACUUGUCCCAGUAUGCAAGGAGGAUAGAGGGCUAAGAAAUAGGAAUAUAUAAUUUUUCUCUCUUUUAUAGAAGUUGGUGUAAUCCUAUAUAAUAAUGUCCAUGUUGUCCCUGCGUCCAGUUGUCCCGUGUGUCCCUGGGGUACUGCGCAUGUACCCCAGAGACACGGGGAUUGGACGGAGGGACAACGGCCAACCGCCGCUCCGC
Molecule: messenger RNA, 1449 nt
Organism: Zootoca vivipara (common lizard)
Lineage: Eukaryota; Metazoa; Chordata; Lepidosauria; Squamata; Lacertidae
Gene: C10H9orf85
Product: chromosome 10 C9orf85 homolog
Source: RefSeq, a predicted model, not a curated record